UUUAGCAACGGUCAGUUGCUAGAGGAAAAAAAAAAACAGCCGCUUCCGUGUUGUUCUUGUGUUAUUCUGGAGAAUAACUGUCGGUACCGGAGCCCGAGCUCACCGGACAGCUUCACCGGAGCGUGACUGUCACGGUUCUGUGAAGCUGACACGCACGUUCAGCCCGUUUCCCGCCCGACAUGUCGCUGCUGCAGAGCUCCAAGAAGAAAGACAAGCGGAUCCUGUCCGGUACCUGCCCGGACCCGAAAUGUCAGGCGAGGCUGUUCUUCCCGGCUCACGGCUCCGUUAGCAUCGAGUGCACCGAGUGCGGCCAGCGCCACGAGCAGAAGAACCUGACCAACGUCGAAGAAGUGACCGAUCCAGAUGUGGUGCUCCACAAUCUGCUCAGGAACGCCCUGCUCGGCGUCACCGGGGCCCCGAAGAAAGGCACCGAGCUGGUGAAGGUGAUGGGGCUCUCCAAUUACCACUGCAAGCUCCUGUCCCCGGUCCUCACCCGGUACGGCAUGGAUAAACAAACCGGGAAAGCCAAGCUGCUGAGGGAGAUGAACCAAGGCGAGAUGUUCGACUGCUCCCUCCUUGGAGACCGAGUGUUCCUCAUCGAGCCGGACCACGUCUCCACCAUGGGCUACGGCAAGGACCGGUCAGGGAGCCUCAUAUACCUGCACGACACUCUGGAGGAGGUCAAGAAGGCCAACGGCAACCGGGAGUGUCUCAUCCCGGUCCACGUGGACGGAGACGGGCACUGCCUGGUCCACGCCGUGUCCAGAGCGCUGGUGGGCCGAGAACUGUUCUGGCACGCCCUGAGAGAGAACCUGAAGCAGAACUUCAAGCAGAACCUGGACCGCUACAAGGCGCUCUUUCAGGAUUUCAUCGACGCCGCAGAGUGGGAGGACAUCAUCAACGAGUGCGACCCGCUGUUCAUCCCGCCUGAAGGCGUGCCGCUCGGACUGCGCAACAUCCACAUUUUUGGCUUAGCCAACGUCCUCCACCGGCCCAUCAUCCUGCUGGACUCCCUGAGCGGGAUGAGGAGCUCUGGGGAUUACUCGGCCACCUUCCUGCCCGGGCUGGUGGCCGAGGAGCAGUGCAAGGGGAAAGACGGGAAGCUCAACAAGCCCAUCUGCAUCGCCUGGAGCAGCUCAGGGAGGAACCACUACAUCCCUCUGGUGGGAAUCAAGAACACUGUGCUGCCCAAGCUGCCGGCUCGCCUGCUGCCGAAGGCGUGGGGCGUCCCUCAGGAGCUCAUCAGGACGUACAUCAAGCUGGAGCCGGACGGGAGCUGCGUGAUCGGCGGCGACCGCAGCUUGCAGGAUAAAUAUCUGAUGCGGCUGGUCAACGCCAUGGAGGAGGUGUUCAUGGAGAAGCACAGCAUCCACCCAUCGCUGGUGGCCGACGUGCAUCAGUACGUCUACAGACGGACCGGCGUGAUCGGCAUCCAGCCUGAGGAGGUGACGGAGGCGGCUAAGAAGUCAGUGAUGGAGAACCGGCUGCACCGCUGCCUCAUCUGCGGCGCCCUCUCUGAGCUCCAUGUCCCGCCGGAGUGGCUGGUUCCCGGUGGGAAGCUCCACAACCUGGCCAAGUCCACUCAUGGCCAGCUGCGGCCGGACAAGAACUACAGCUUCCCCCUCAACAACGUGGUCUGCUCCUACGACCCCCAGCGAGACGUCCUCGUCCCAGAUUAUAAACUGAGCACCCUCAGCACCUGCAACUGGUGUCACGGCACGUCGGUCCGCCACAUCCAUGGCAACGGGUCGGUGGUUUACCUGGACGGGGACAGAACCAACACACGCUCCCAGGGCGGGAAGUGUGGGUGCGGCUUCAAGCAUUUCUGGGAGGGAAAGGAGUAUGACAACCUCCCCGAGGCCUUCCCCAUCACGCUGGAGUGGGGGGGUCGCGUGGUGAGAGAGACUGUGUACUGGUUCCAGUACGAGACGGACUCGGCUUUAAACAGCAACGUGUACGACGUGGCCAUGAAGCUGGUCACCAAACACUUCCCGGGCGAGUUUGGCAGCGAGAUCCUGGUGCAGAAAGUCGUCAACACCAUCCUGCAUCACACCGCCAAGAAGAAUCCAGACGAAUACAACCCAGUGUCCAUCGAUGGGGCUCAUGCCCAGCGUCUCACCGACACCACGGACAUUCAGCAGGCGGCGGACCCCCAGCCGCCCACAAAGAUCAUCCUGACUGGUCAGAAAGCAAAGACGCUCCACAAAGAGGAGCUGACGAUGAGUCGAGCGGAGCGCAGCAUCCAGCAGAGCAUCAGCGAGCAGGCCUUCGUCACUCAGAAGCGACGGACUGAUAAGUUGAAGCAGGAGCAGAAGGGCCACGGCCGGACGUCUUCCCCCGGUGGAUCGCCGGAAACCUCCUCCUCUUCGGCUCCGGCCACGCCCACCAAAUCCUCCUCCCCCUCAGCGUCCAGUAAGGACAAGAAGAUCCGAGUGACCACCAGUGACGGCAGGCAGGCCAUGCUGACCCUGCAGGCCCACACCACCUUCUCAGAGCUGCAGAGGAGCAUCGGCAACCAGUUCGGCGUGCCGCCGGCGCAGCAGUGCAUCCGCUACAGCUUCCCGCCCAAAGAACUGACCCCCCCGAAGGACGGCGAGGAGAACGAGCCGGUGGCGCUGCAGCAUGGCGACAGGGUGACGGUGGAGAUACUGAGGGGCCCCGAGGACAAGAGCCCUGCGGCCUCCAUACCCCGAGCCUCCAGCUCGCACUCCGCCCUGCACUCGGCGAAGAGCGAGGACGCCGUGACAUCCGGCAGGAUGAGCAGCCGGGAACUCCAGGACAGCAUCGACCUUGAGAUGUCCUCCCUCUGUCUCCUAGCAACCUUGAUGGGUGAGGACGUUUGGUCGUACGCAAAGAAGCUGCCGCACUUAUUCCAGCAGGGCGGCGUCUUCUACAACAUAGUCAAGAAAGACAUGGGCCUGAUGGACGGGAAACACUGCACGCUGCCUCACCUGACGGGGAAGACGUUUGUCUAUAACGCGGCAGAGGAGCGCCUGGAGCUCUGCGUCGACGCCGCCGGUCACUUCCCCGUCGGCCCCGAUGUGGAGGAGCUGGUGAAGGAGGCUCUGGUCCAGCUGCGCUCUGAGGCGGCCACCAGGGGCAGCAGAGAGGGGAGUCCAUCCCACGGCGUCCUGCGGCUGGGCAGCGGCGGCGUCGUCCGUAAGAAGGAGCAGCUGCAGAGCGUCACCGCCUUCCAGGGUAAAGGCCACUCUCUGGGCAGCGCCGGGGGCUCCUCCCCUCCAGAACACCGGCCUAUCACGCGUCAGCAUAGCAGUGGCGUGGACCUGAGCGCCAGCGUUUCACGAGGCCCCCCCGACUUGUCGGACAUCCCAGAGGACGCCACCAGGGAGCUGGUCCGCAUGGCUCCAGGCUUCGUCACCAUGAAGGACGGCCGUGGUCUGGACCCCAGCCUGAUGGAGCAGCAGCGGAGGAAGCUGCAGGAGAUGGUCUCCUCCAUCCAGGCCUCCAUGGAGCGCCACCUCAGAGAGCAGCAGAGCGGCGGCAGCAGCGCCGCAGAGGGCGGGGAGGCCGGCCAGGAGCGGACAGGCGGGACUAAGACAGGCACGGACCAACCGACGCCUGCUGCCGACCACGAGCCUCCAGCUGAGGCAGGCGUGACGCCGGCUGGCAAACCGGACGUGAAGACGGAGGAACUGGAGGAGAUGGAGAGUCAGGAUGCCGAGCAGAGCAACGCCACCGAACCUAUGGAUCACUCCUGAUCACGCCGGGGCCCAGCAGCGCCCGCCCCCACCCGCCUCGCCGGCACCUUUGGGUCAUAACGCCUCAGGUCGGAUCCUAAAGCUUUGGUCUUCAUCGUGUUUCGUUGUCUUUACUGCAUGACUAAAGAGCGGGCCGACCGUCCUCGCCGCGCUGCAGACGCAGGGCGGGACGAUAAUCCAUGAAGCGAUAUAUUGUGACACACUCUGCGAUGCAUCAUCGAUACUCUGAGGCUGUUGCUGUGUGUGUGUGUGUGUGUGUGUGUGUGUGUGUGUGUGUGUGUGUGUGUAAACUCUAUGCACUUUGGUACACACGCUCUUAUCUAGUAAAUAAUACACAACAUAUGAUUGGUUCCUGCUUUUGAGGGAAAUUAUUUCUCCUUUUUCUUGAUGAUGUAUCACGUAUGACCAUCUCGCAAUAUAUCGCGGAGUCGCUCGCCUGCGCGGCGACAGGAUUGUUUCUCCGAGCCCGUGACUCCCACCUGCAGACGUCUAAUCCUCCCGCUACGAACGCAUCGACACCCCGAGGACGGACAAACCGCUCGGACUCAUGCGUGAGACGCAUUCCUGUAGAUAGAUAGAAGAAUCCUCUGAGUCUUAAUCUGCCACUGGGAGGAGAGCUCCUGGUCGCCGGCGGCGCCGACGUCCCGCAAACAUGCUUCCAUCGACGUGCACGCUCUGAAACGUGCACCAGCCGCAUCCACGCCGAAAUCUGCUCAUCCACCGUCUGUCCGAGGACACGACAGCUCUGAUCUGUGUUUGCCUGACUUGUCCUGAACCCCCCCCCCC
Messenger RNA from Larimichthys crocea (large yellow croaker), 4505 nucleotides. RefSeq names its product valosin containing protein (p97)/p47 complex interacting protein 1 (gene vcpip1). The coding region runs from base 180 to 3719 and encodes 1179 amino acids. The transcript is spliced from 3 exons. Lineage: Eukaryota; Metazoa; Chordata; Actinopteri; Sciaenidae. The record is from RefSeq and is a predicted model, not a curated record. Gene Ontology annotation, biological process: protein ubiquitination; protein K11-linked deubiquitination; endoplasmic reticulum membrane fusion. Gene Ontology annotation, molecular function: cysteine-type deubiquitinase activity.